Messenger RNA from Drosophila yakuba, 598 nucleotides. RefSeq lists its product as uncharacterized. Lineage: Eukaryota; Metazoa; Arthropoda; Insecta; Diptera; Drosophilidae. The record is from RefSeq and is a predicted model, not a curated record. The coding region runs from base 28 to 456 and encodes 142 amino acids. The transcript has a single exon.
GCAAUACGCACAAAGCAGAAAAUCAAAAUGGCUCUCCGCUUCAUUUUCGUAUUCGUUGCCACAAUCGUCCUGGCUCAAGGAUCAAAUAUUUCGCCACUUGAGCAGGAGACUCUGGUGGGAGUGCAUCACUCUGGAGUGUCUUCAUCUGGAGUAUCUUCAUCUGGAGUGGCUUCAUCUGGAGUGGCUUCAUCUGUAGUGGCUUCAUCUGGAGCUCCUGUCGUUGGUGUUACCCGUGGUCGCUCGGUUGCUUCUCAGGCUCAGCGUCCUGCCUCUGGUCACGGAUCCAUCUCUGGACCUAUUCAAGGAUCCCGUCGAGUGGGCGCAGUUUCAGCGGCCGGAUCUCGUCCUCAUGGUGGUGCUCCUCGUCGUUCUUCUACAGGCACUUAUGGUCGUCCCAUCGCAGGAGGAGCUGCCCCAGGAAAUGCCCACCGCAACCGCAACCAGAAACCAUAUUAAAUGCACCUUCAAAACUGUACAUCAUUCUGUCCCGAUCCGAAAAAAAUGUUUCAAACCCAAUCAUUUAAAUGAACUCUACGCUGUUCUUUCAUAACUCUAUAUCUAAUAGCCAUACUCUGCAAAUAAAAUUUUGAUAAGCAUA